Volvox carteri f. nagariensis is the source of this 621-nucleotide messenger RNA. RefSeq lists its product as uncharacterized. Bases 1 to 621 code for a protein of 206 amino acids. The record is from RefSeq and is a predicted model, not a curated record. The transcript has 6 exons. NCBI's taxonomy places the organism in Eukaryota, Viridiplantae, Chlorophyta, Chlorophyceae, Chlamydomonadales, Volvocaceae.
AUGGACUGGGAGUGGAGUUCGGAGCGCUCUCCGGGUUUCCCUUGGGAGGUAGUGGUGGUGGACCCUUAUGGCAGUGGUGGCGGGGUGGUGGUGGUGGUGGUGGUGGUGGUGGUGGAGGUGGUGGUGGUGGUGGAGAUGGUGGAGGUAGUGGUGGUGGUGGUGGUGGUGGUGGAGGCGUCGGCUCGCAGCUCAAACGGCAAUGCUAGCAGCUCUCCUGGGUUAAUGAUGCGCUCUAUUGCGGGAAAGAUGCAGAACGGCUCCGUUAGUGCACAGUGCUCUGCUCUUUUAGGGAGCUUUCGGCCGGCCAGCAUUCAGUUUUCAGCAUCACCCACGUUUGCUCCGAUGGGCUUCGCCGCGUCUGCACUCUCGGCCACCUCUUCGCUGUCUGUGUUGGGCUCCUUAGCACAGCACCGCGGAGUCUCCACGACAGAGUUAGCAGAGGACGGCGAUUCUGAUGAGGGAGACGCAACCUACUUACCUACCGUCAUCUGGUCGAUCAAUCCGCAGAACGCCCUAAAAAGUCGCCUGUUCGGUGAAGAGCUAUCAGACUGUAUCUCGAUCGACGCAGUCAGACGCUUUGUGCUUUUUUCCUUUAUAGCUAUCCUAUCUUCGAUGACCUGA